Alternaria atra is the source of this 681-nucleotide messenger RNA. RefSeq lists its product as uncharacterized. The coding region runs from base 1 to 681 and encodes 226 amino acids. The record is from RefSeq and is a predicted model, not a curated record. NCBI's taxonomy places the organism in Eukaryota, Fungi, Ascomycota, Dothideomycetes, Pleosporales, Pleosporaceae. The transcript has a single exon.
AUGCCUUCCUAUCUACGAAGCGCUCCUCGUUCCUACUCGUUCCCACCGUGGGUCGAGACGGGCAAUGAGGACACACAUGAAAACGAUCUUCCGGACAUUGACGAAGAUCCCUUCUCGCACUUCAUCUCACCACCCAUCACUGAAGCUGACGACCCGUAUGAACUGUCGCUAAGCGCAGGCAUCGACGUCCAGGAAGGGCCCCGCACAACCAAGUCUUCCAAGUUCAAGUCCAACGUGGCCAACAAAUGGGCCAGAUACGUCAAGCACAACCACGGCCAGCUUCACAACCAGUACCACGCACCUACCAUCUAUGAAGAGGAGGAAGAGUCUUUCAUGGGCCUCGAUGACGAUCGACUGAAUGAUACGCCACAUGUUGUGUCUCAACUUAGCCCUCCACGAAUCCGCAUCACUGAACCAGCCCGAGGUCGCGCACAAGAUCUUGCAACUCGCAAACAACAAAAUCGUCGCCGAUACUCGCGCACACUAUCUGGUCAUCGCCACUCAUGGCGGGAACCCAGCCCGGAUCUAUUCACUGUAGACGAAUCUGAAGAGGAAGAUGUCCCUGCGCUACGGCGCGCAAAAACUAGGAAGCCCAAGGAUGGCGCGGAACGAAGAAGAUCAUCGACACGAUCAAAGUCAAGAGCAAGAGUGGACUCGGUGACGGGAGAGUCAAUAUUGUAA